Schistocerca piceifrons (Central American locust) is the source of this 1050-nucleotide messenger RNA. RefSeq names its product piggyBac transposable element-derived protein 4-like. The transcript has a single exon. NCBI's taxonomy places the organism in Eukaryota, Metazoa, Arthropoda, Insecta, Orthoptera, Acrididae. The record is from RefSeq and is a predicted model, not a curated record. Bases 1 to 1050 code for a protein of 349 amino acids.
AUGGCGUCGUCAAGUAAGAAGUUUGGGUUCGAUACAAGUGAUUUAGACAAUAAUAUGAUAAAUAGUGGAAGUGAAGAUGAAUUUGCAGGAUUUGCAGAAAGUGAAUCGGAUUAUGAGAUGUCAGGUGGAGAAGAGGACUCAUCGUUUUCGUCUUCAAGUGACGAUUGUGUGUCAGCAAAUGAUGGUGACGAUGACCAAACACAACUAAAUUGCAGUGCAAAUACUUUUGUUGAAGUAAUGGAUGAGGCAUCAGAUAAUCCUUCUCCUCCAAGCUUUGUGUAUGCAGAAGUACCAGGCCCUAAACAUAUACCAGCAAACGCCACACCAAUUGAUUUUUUCAAUUUGUUCUUCUCACUGCAGCUUUUUACGAUUAUGGUGACAGAGACUAACAGAUACGCUCGCCAGGUGAUUCAGUCAAUGCAUUUAUCGCCAAAUUCGAGAAUCAAACAGUGGCAACCAACAACUGUAGCAGAAAUGAGGGCUUUUAUAGCAGUAAUUUUGAAUAUGGGACUGAUUAAAAAACCGACGAUUUUUAGUUAUUGGUCAACUGAUGCAAACCUGUUGACACUGUGGUUUUCACAAAUGUUUUCACGCAACAGGUUUCAGUUGUUGCUGCGGUUUUUCCAUUAUGUAGACAAUUCGAAACUUCACCCUCCUGGUCACCCAUUAUAUGAUCCAACAGCCAAGUUGCAAGUGUUGGUGGAUAUUGCCAACAAUGCUUUCCGUCGCUACUACACUCCACACCAGCAACUGAGUGUCGAUGAAAGUCUUGUUGGGACAAAGGCGCACUCACAGCUAAUCCAAUACCUUCCCAAUAAACAUCAUCACAGAUGGGGAGUCAAAUUUUGGAUGCUGUGUGAUUCAGUCGUAAAUUACUGCCUAGGGUUUUAUGCAUACUGUGGUGCAAAAAGUGAUGAUGACAAAAACGAAAUAAAAGAGAAUGGCCUGGGAUAUGUAGUCGUCAUGCAAAAGGUUACCAUGUGUUUUGCGAUAACUUUUUUACAUCUAUUCCUCUGGCAGAAAAGCUGUAUUCAGUUGGCACUUAUCUAA